UAGUACUUUAGGGUAUUCCCCAGCUGGGGAAUUAUGACUGAGUGAUCAAACAGUAACAACAGGGCUUCACAAAGAUCACCAAAACAUCCAUCAUAAAUAUGGACGGAGAACAGGCACCAAAUCGAUUGAUCAUCAAUCUUGGCAAAUUACGUGAUUUCCUUACAAAAUGUCUCCUGUGUGUUGCUGCAGCCUGGAACCUCUGUUUCAGAUGCUGUCAAGAAUCAGGGGAAGACGAGCCUUCUGAAAACUACAACAAGGACAAGUUUUCACAGGAGUGCGGGGAGUACCUUGAUAGGUUCUGUCACUGGAGAACUUUAAGGGAAAGACGAUUCAAGUUCCUGCAGCUGAUUUACAGGUUUUUCCAUAGAAGAAACUCGGAAGAAGAAAAUGAAAAUGAAAAUAAAAGGGAAUCUGAAACAGAAAAUAACCAACCCGUGCAGAAUGAAACAGGUGUCAUCCACGAUAUGGGCUUGAGGCUGAGAAUCAGAAAGGGAGAACAAGCCAGUGAAUCAAGACCAAGCACAGGUGUGAUGGUUGACCAUUCUGGUUGUGAUGCUGAAGCAGAUGGACUGAGCCAAGGAAGCAACACUCCAGCUGCAUCAACUACAGAUGCUGCAGUAACUCCACCAUCCAACUCCUCCAGUGUUCCUCCUCUUCUUGAUGAUGAUGAUGAUGAUGCUGAUGGAGAGAGGGCCAUACUUGGCACAUCCGUGAUGCCCAGUCCUAAAACAAGGCCAACUGAAACAACCAGUCCGCUGACUCCAAUCAACAAGUCAGCUACUUCAGCACUGGCUGUUUUAGACCAGAACAACAGCCCAUCCCAACUCAUCAAACCCCCAGCUUCACAGCCUACGUCAGAUUCUUGCAGCAGCUUCAGUCCCACCAUGCAUGUUCCAACGAGCAACACAAGUCCCCAUUUGGACAGCCCUGUCCAUUCAACAGCAUCAGUAGCCACAGAGUGCUUAAGGUGAACAUCGAAAAGGAUCCACCUAGCCAAACUACAGAACCCAGAGAUAACUCAGGUCCAUCAGCUUUAGUUCUACAUUCAGAGGACAAAAAAGACCUCAGACACACAACCUCCUCUACCUCCAACUGGCUUGAUGGAAGAGGCAGGAGCUGAAGGUAUCGUUGCUUCAGACACAUCUCACUCUUUGCAGCAAUCCAGAGACAAGCUUAUACAUACCUUAAGUCUGGACGAUGCUGUUGAAAAGGAAUAUCCCAAGCAAGGUCCUACUGCUGCCUGGAAAGACAACCCAGUCAGUGGCAGGACCUUCACUCAUAUGCCUCCUGUUGUGGCUGCUCAGGCUGAAGUACAGAUUCUCAAGACCAAACCUGGAGGACCUGACAGACUGGGUAAAGCUGCAUCCUCCAGACUCCAGACACCUGUGUCAGACAGAAGCAGCCCUGAAGGCCUGACACCAUGGACAAAUGAAGCAAGGGAAACAGACAAAGAUGUCCACAAUCCAAACUCCUCAUCCAGCAAUGGUCCUCACGACACCUCCACACAACCUCCUUUGGCCUGCGCUGAGUCUGAUCUGACUUCAUCUGCAGCUUCUGAAGAAGCAAGCCGACAGGUGGAUUUAUCCUCUGAGCUGUCCGAAGAAGACGACGUCCAUAGUAAGCCAGAGAGCCUUCCUUCAGAUAAAGUAGACUGAACCUGUUUGACCUGCCUCAAGACUUUAUAUUUUAGGAAACAUUACUUUGCUAGCAAACUACAUGCAUAUAGUAUACUGGGGCUCUUUCUUGAGAUACUUUUAUUAAACUGCCACUGUGGCAGUAGCUACAUUGGAGAGAUAUCACACCCCUUUGAUAUAAGACUCAAAGAACACAAAACAUCUGCUGUAAAAGCCGACCACAAAUCAGCCCUUUCAGAGCAUAUAAUCAACAACCCCACCCACUCCAUUGACUGGCAACAGACUAGCAUCUUGUCUAGUACUGUUCUCGACAAGCAAAACGGAAAAUACUAGAAGCCAUCAACAUCAGGAGAUUAACCCCAGAGAUUAAUAGAGUUCAUUUGUAACAGUCGUGGUGGCCGUAGUCUAGUAUUUCAAGGUUUUAAGUAUAGAGUUAAGAGAACGCGACCGAACAGUGGGUAGAGAAUGCUUGCACAUCCACAUGGAACCACUUCAACACCAGUGGUGCCAGAACAACGAAUCAUGUGGAAGGCUGGCAUGCAAAGAUGAACAAGAGUGGGCAUCCUCAUCCAAACCUGUUUAAGUUUAUUAACAUUCUGCAGAGAGAACAAGCCCACACUGAAAUCAUCAUUGGCCAGAUCUUGUCAGGUGGACACAUGCCUCCUC
Molecule: messenger RNA, 2300 nt
Organism: Haliotis rubra (blacklip abalone)
Lineage: Eukaryota; Metazoa; Mollusca; Gastropoda; Lepetellida; Haliotidae
Exons: 5
Coding region: 1101-1655 (184 amino acids)
Source: RefSeq, a predicted model, not a curated record